Zalophus californianus (California sea lion) is the source of this 4444-nucleotide messenger RNA. It is a transcript of the gene TTI1, whose product is annotated as TELO2 interacting protein 1. Lineage: Eukaryota; Metazoa; Chordata; Mammalia; Carnivora; Otariidae. Gene Ontology annotation, biological process: chromatin remodeling. The transcript is spliced from 8 exons. Gene Ontology annotation, molecular function: ubiquitin binding; phosphatidylinositol binding. The coding region runs from base 154 to 3432 and encodes 1092 amino acids. Gene Ontology annotation, cellular component: cytoplasm. The record is from RefSeq and is a predicted model, not a curated record.
UCACCGGAACCCUUUCUCCCGCUCUGGCAGAACCUUUCUGGCGCUGUACGGCGCGCUAGUUAACACGUCACUUCCGGCGGGGCGGAGGAGGCGGGAGAGUGAGGGAAAGGCUGGAAGACGAGGAUGCUUCCUCAGUGAGAAGGCUACCGCACAAUGGCAGUGUUCGAUACUCCUGAGGAGGCCUUCGGUGCCUUACGCCCAGUCUGUGUUCAGCUCACGAAGACCCAGACGGUGGAGACCGUGGAGCACCUGCAGGCAAGGCUACGAGCUGUGAGUGACUCCGCCCUUCAGGAGCUUCAGCAGUACAUCCUCUUCCCUUUGCGAUUUACGCUGAAGACGCCGGGUCCCAAGAGAGAGCGCUUGAUCCAGAGCGUGGUGGAAUGCCUCACGUUUGUCCUCUCUUCAACAUGUGUGAAGGAACAAGAACUUCUCCAGGAGCUCUUUUCGGAACUCUCUGCCUGUCUGUAUUCGCCCAACUCCCAAAAACCCGCAGCUGUGUCUGAGGAGCUGAAAUUGGCCGUGAUCCGGGGCCUCAGCACAUUAAUGCACUCGGCUUAUGGGGACAUCAUCCUGGCUUUUUAUGAGCCCUCCAUCCUGCCUCGUUUAGGAUUUGCUGUAUCUUUACUGUUGGACCUAGCAGAACAGGAGAAAUCAAAGCAAAUUAAAAUUGCUGCCUUAAAAUGUUUACAGGUUCUACUCUUCCAGUGUGACUGUCAGGACCAUCCGAGGUCCUUGGGUGAGCUUGAGCAGAAGCAGCUGGGGGAUUUGUUUGCUUCUUUUUUACCUGGAAUCUCAAUGGCACUGACCAGGGUGAUCACAGGAGACUUUAAACAAGGGCACAGCAUUGUCGUGUCUUCCCUAAAGAUCUUUUACGAGACAGUGAGUUUCAUUAUGGCUGAUGAGCAGCUCGAAAGGAUCUCAGAGGUCCAACCAAAGCCUACAGUGGAGCAUAGAGUCGCAGAGCUGAUGGUUCACAGGGAAGCCAAGUGGGUAAAAAACACCAGUGACAAACUGACUCUCCUUCUUAAAAAGAUCGUUGAGUGUGUUUCAGUCCACCCACACUGGAAGGUCAGGCUGGCACUGAUAGAACUCGUCGAGGCCCUUCUUUUGAAGUGCGGUCAAUCCCUGGUUGGAUCGGCUGGACCCCUUCUGAAGGCUUUGGUGGGUCUAGUAAAUGAUGAGAGUCCUGAAGUCCAAGCCCAGUGCAAUAAAGUCCUGAGACAUUUUGCAGAUCAGAAAGUAGUGGUUGGCAACAGAGCCUUUGCUGACAUCUUGUCAGAAAACCUGCAUUCCCUCGCCACGUCUCUUCCCCGCUUCAUGAACUCCCAGGACGAUCAGGGCAAAUUCUCUACUCUCUCCCUGUUACUUGGUUAUCUGAAACUCUUGGGCCCCAAAGUGAACUUUGUCCUCCACUCUGUGGCCCAUCUUCAGCGCCUUUCCAAAGCGCUCAUCCAAGUGCUAGAAUUAGAUGUGACUGACAUCAAAGUUGUCGAAGAGCGGCGCUGGAAUUCUGGUCACCUGAGCACUUCUCCAGAGACUGCAGCUCCGCUGCCGUGGAGCCCAAUGCAGAGGAGAUAUUUCCGCUUCUUCACUGAUGAGAGGCUUUUCCUGCUCUUGCAGCAGGUGUGUCAGCUUCUCGGUUUUUAUGGGGACCUCUAUUUGCUCGUAGAUCACUUUAUGGAGCUAUACCACGAAUCUGUGGUUUACCGGAAGCAAGCCGCCAUGAUCCUGAAUGAGCUGGUUGUGGGGGCUGCUGGGCUGGAGGUGGAGAAUCUUCAUGAAAACCAUAUUAAGACAAGCCCCGAGGAAAUGAGGGAGAUCGUGACAUCUCUACUGGAAGAAUACACAAGCCAAGAAAACUGGUAUUUGAUCACUUGUAUCGAAUCUGAAGAAGUGGAAGAGGAGCUAACAAUGAAGUGGUCAGGCCUCCAGGCCAUCACAUGUGGUGCACACACCUGCCAAGUUACAUCUUUUCCAGCCUUCUCAAAGCCAAGUCCCACUAUCUGCUCCAUGAACAGCAACAUCUGGCAAAUAUGCAUCCAGUUGGAGGGGAUUGGCCGCUUUGCAUACGCACUAGGAAAAGACUUUCGUUUGCUCUUGAUGUCAGCCCUCUAUCCAGUACUGGAGAAGGCCGGGGACCAAACCCUGCUCAUUAGUCAGGCAGCUACCAGCGCCAUGAUGGACAUUUGCCAUGCUUGUGGCUACGACUCUGUGCAGCACCUGAUCAAUCAAAAUUCGGACUAUUUAGUGAAUGGGAUCUCUUUAAAUCUGCGUCAUCUGUCUCUGCACCCCCAUACCCCAAAGGUCUUGGAAGUCAUGCUGUGGAACUCGGACGCUAGCCUGCUUCCUUUGGUGGCAGAUGUGGUUCAGGAUGUCUUGGCCACUCUGGAUCAAUUUUAUGAUAAGAGAGUGACUUCCUUUGUCGGUGUCCUGCAUGCCCUGCUGGCAGCAUUAGCCCAGUGGUUCCCAGACACAGGUGAUCUCGGGCAACCCCAAGAGCAGAAUGCAGGGGAGGAGGGAAGUCAUUUGAACCAAAGACGAGCAGCUCCUGAGAAGGGACUUGAGAAUACCACCACAGCAGAAGACAUUGAACAAUUUUUGCUGAACUACCUCAAAGAAAAGGAUGUGGCAGAUGGAAAUGUCUCAGAUUUUGAUAAUGAAGAAGAGGAGCAGUCAGACCCUCUGAAGGUAGACGAUAGUGAUACUGGUCCCGAUGUGGAGCCGCCACUGCCAGUGCAGAUCCAGAUAGCCACAGAUGUGAUGGAGCGUUGCAUCCACUUGUCGUCAGAUAAAGAUCUGAAAAUCCGCUUGAAGGUCUUGGACGUGCUGGAUUUGUGUGUCGUUGUUCUGCAAUCCCACGAGAACCAGCUCCUUCCCUUGGCUCAUCGGGCCUGGCCCUCACUCGUGCACCGACUCACCAAUGAUGACCCCCGGGUGGUGCUCAGAGCCUUCAAGGUCUUGCGUACCCUGGGCAGCAAGUGUGGUGACUUUCUGAGGAGCCGCUUCUGCAAAGACAUCCUGCCCAAGCUGGCUGGCUCCUUAGUCACCCAGGCUCCCGUCAGUGCCCGGGCUGGACCAGUGUACUCGCACACGCUGGCCUGCAAGCUGCAGCUGGCCAUUCUGCAGGGCCUGGGCCCCCUCUGUGAGAGACUGGACCUCGGUGAGGGUGACCUGAAUAAAGUGGCUGAUGCCUGCUUGAUUUACCUCAGCGCCAAACAGCCCGUGAAAUUACAAGAGGCUGCCAGGAGGGUUUUCCUCCACCUGAUGAAGGUGGACCCGGACUCCACCUGGUUUUUUCUGAACGAACUUCACUGCCCCAAACAGCUCACACCUCCCCACCCCAGCCUCCACCCUGUGCAGCUUGGGGGAACCACUGGGCAGGAGAACCCCUACGCGGCCAACGUGCUCCGCCUGCUCCAGGAGCUGCAGUGACCCCCAUACACACACCUGGAUGCUGCAGCGCAGUAUCCCGCCCCAACAGGCAGGGCUGACCCCACCCUGGCCCCAGGUGGUGGCUGAGAAGACGGGAGAAGGCGGAUUAGACAGCCAUUCGCUUUAUAAAUUGAUCGAUCACACAACUGCUUAGAAAUUGGAUUGAAGGAAAGUAGCUGACUGUUAUAUUUCAUACCUGGUGUUUUCAAAUGACAUUGUCUGGCAGCUCUAAGGGCUUAACUCCUUUGCUUACCAUCUCCUCGGCCCCAGCUGCCCCACAGGCCGUCCCCACCACACACACACACCCCCACACACCGAAGAGCCUACGGACACAUGGACAGGGGCCUCUACUAUGCACCAAGUGUGUCCCCUGAGCACCUGAGGACCAUGUGGAAGUACCAGGCACCCAGGAGUCUUCAGAGCGCAGCCCUGCGUCACAGACACGCACACCUCCUCUCCUGGAACAAUGAGCUGGAGCGAACUCAUCGUACCUAAUCUCGUAUUUGGAAGAAAAUGAAAUAAAGGCACUUCUUGGAUAAAAACUAUGAUCAAGAGCUCACUUUAAAGUUUGUUACUUAAAUUGGGUGCUUUUUAAGAAACGAGUUUAUGUUCUUGAAUGGGUAAUACCGAGCCAUGGCAUAAAAUCCAAGCACUACAAAACAGAAACAGUGAAAAGUCAGUCUCCCCACCUUGUUCCCCAGACAUCUGGUUUCCCUCCCCAAAGACAGCACUCAUGACAAUUUUUUGCAGACCUGUUAAGUAGGAGAUUGAUUAUUUUUUACUUUUUAUUUCGGACAAUAAUAAACAGCAGGCCACAUGUACCCGUAACCCAGUGCACCAGUUAUUAGCACAUGGCAAGCUUUGCUUCAUAGCUACCCUCAUGCAGUUACCUCCCCAGCUCACCCAGUCCCCAGAGUAUUUUGAAGCACAUCCCAGAUGUCCUAUCCAAAUCUUUUUUAAAAAUGUACAACUACAGGGCGCCUGGGUGGCUCAAGGCUGUUGAGUGUCUGCC